CCCUAACUCCUCUCGUACCUCGACUACCACCAUGCCGGCCAUUGAAUCACUUGGCGCCUCGUCGCGCUCGUCGCCUAUCUUCUCGCCCUCCGACGUAACUGUGAUUUUUGUGCUCGGCGGCCCUGGUGCAGGCAAGGGAACUCAGUGCUCGAAUCUGGUCACCGACUAUGGUUUCAAGCACUUGAGUGCGGGCGACUUGCUGCGCGAAGAGCAGGAUCGACCUGGCAGCGAAUUCGGCGAAAUGAUCAAGACGUACAUCAAGGAGGGGACCAUAGUGCCCAUGGAAGUCACUAUACAGCUGCUAGAGAAUGCCAUGAAGACAGCCAUGGAGAAGGAGAACAAGAAACUGUUCUUGAUCGAUGGCUUCCCCCGCAAACUCGACCAAGCCCAUGCUUUCGAACGGUCCGUUGUACCCUCCAAGUUUACACUCUUCUUCGACUGCCCUGAAUCUGUCAUGGAAGAGCGCUUGCUCAACCGCGGCAAGACAUCUGGUCGGGCUGAUGACAAUAUCGAGUCUAUCAAGAAACGCUUUCGUACUUUCGAAGAGACCAGUAUGCCUGUAGUCAACGAGUUUGAGAGUCAGGGGAGGGUAGUCAAGGUCGAGGCGAUCAAGUCUCCAGAAGAGGUAUAUCAAGACGUUCAGGCCAAGAUCAAGGAUUGGGGUGUCGAGCCCAUCACUCUGAAAUUUGUGCCAGCGUGA
Messenger RNA from Periconia digitata, 700 nucleotides. NCBI's taxonomy places the organism in Eukaryota, Fungi, Ascomycota, Dothideomycetes, Pleosporales, Periconiaceae. The record is from the annotation of a GenBank genome assembly.